GACGACGACGACGACGACAACGACGAGGACGACGUUCUGUGUCUCGUAAUCGUUGGUGUUAUGCGUUGAUGGUGUAUGUGUGUCUACGAAACAAGAAUAGCGUCGUACCCGGUAGCAUCGUCAUUAAUGUGGUGGUGUGUAGUAAUAGUAGUGGUGGUAGGUGGUGAUAGCAAUAGAUGAGUUGGACAGAGACAGAGAAAGAGAAAGUUAUAGAAAGAAAGAGAGAAAAGACUAGUGGGGUUGAUUGUAAACGUCACACUUUGCAGAAACGCACGCGUUUUGUUGGUGCUUUUAUCUUAAUCUCUGUGUACAAAGUUAAAAAUAAUCCAAACUAUGAAAAUAUUCGAGUAUGAUUAAAAAAAUUAAUUCGUUUUUAAUGGUUAAUUUAACAUUGUCACGUACGAUCGUUGGAUUUUGCACUAAACGGCUUACUUCGGGUUAAUACGGAUCUCUCGUGUCAUCAUUCAUCUAAAGAAUAUCUUUUUCUUUUAACUGUCACAUAAACACACGUGCACGUUCCAGAUUAGUGUCUUCUUCAUUUCGCGAAAGUAACUUAUUCAAAGCGUACGAUUUAUCAUGUAAUAUGGUCGAUUAUAUAUAUUAUUAUAUAUAUUAUAUAUCUGUGUAUACGUGAUAUAUAUAUAUAUAUAGAUAUUUGGUGGAGUGCGCGCGUCCGACAAAAUGGUGUGUACUUUUGGACGGAAGGGGUAGUUUUCACGUGGAUCUCAUACGCGUCGAAGGGGUUGACAGACGUGGACGCGUGGAAGAAGGGACGAUUCCCCUCUAGGAAAGUGCGCAGGUACGGGAGGGAGAACAUUUGGAAGGUGGUGGGAGAAGUAGUGGUGGAGGUGGUGGUUGUGGUGGCGGUGAUGGUGAUUCUCCUCCGUAUAUGAUUUUCCCCUAUGGAAAGAGACCGUAUGUGAAGAGAAAGAGAGGGGUGAAAAGAGAAAGAGAGUAGGACAGAGUGUAUAGACUCGCACCUGGACCAAGAGGAACGGAACGGAAUAGCACGGCACGCGCGGGUAACGCCGUCACAAGACUCGAGAACAGUUGGUGUAGAAUAGACCAGGUGGUAGUGGUGUGGUGGUGGUGGUGGUGGUGUGUGUUGCUAGAGGAAAGGGGCGGAGCGGAAGGACCCUAAGGGUACCGGUUGGCAUCGAGUACUCUCACCGGUACUGUCUCAAAGGUGAAAGAGAGAGAGAGAGUUAGCAGCAAAGAAGCACCUCGCUCUCUCUUUCUUUCCUUGUCAGUCUCUUGAUCGUAUUAUAUUUAAGAGUUUGGAAUAAGCAUAGCCGGUGCCGGUACUACUGCUAGGGAGCGUAGCGUAUUCACACUCUUUCUCUCGACCGGCGAAACGUGCGCGCGCGUUUUCACUCGCUCCGCAUUUGUCAUGGGCGCACGGUGGAUGCCGCUGUUGUGGUACCAUCGGAUCUCUAUGCCGAUCCGUUGUGGCGAAUUGUCGACAGAAAUUCUAUCAGCAGGAACAUCAACAGCGCCGUCUUCAUUGUCUAACAGAAUUAACCUUUUCUUCGGUGGCGCGACGUUCGAGUUGUCUUCAAAAUUUAUUAAGGUGUUAGAGGCAAGAGUAGGAUCCUUGAAAGGUUUCCAAGGUGUCACUUGUUCGGCUGAUCAGUGACGACGAGAAGAUCGGUGACGAAGCACGUUUCGGGUUUAACGUAAUAGGAGAACAACGGUUAGUUCGUGCGUGCGUGCGUGCGUGCAUGCGUGCGUGCUUGGACACGUAAUUGUGAAAGACGAGGAGAAGGAGAAGAGUAGGAAAAGAAGGGGAAGAAACAGGGGAGAAAGGUGUAAAAGCAAAGAAUACGUGGUGAAUUCGAAAAAUUCCGGUUGCCUUGAGUGCACGCGGUGUGUUUAAUCACGACAGCGAGCGAGUGCGCGCUUACCCGAACUAGAUGUGCGUAAAUGGAAGGUAUAGGGGACAUAGCCGAUCAUCAAUCGCAUAGCGAGCAAUUACUGGACUCGGUCGAUUCCCCGGCGGCGGUCUCUACGCAUGGCCGCAGCGGCAGUGGGGGUGGCUCGAAUGGAAAUUGUGGUGGUGGUGGUGGAAGAGGUGGAGGAGGAGAAGGUGGUAGGGGAAGUAUUCUUGGUGGGGGCAGACACCAUCACCAUCAUCAUCACCAGCACCAUCAUCACCAUCUCCACCAACAACAGCAGCAGCAACAACAACAACAACAACAACAACACCACCAUCACCAUCCUCACCACCACCAUCAGCAACACCACGAGGUUAACGAAAUUGGAGGUGGUAGAAGCGGCGGUAGUAACGGUGGAGGUGGUAGCAUCGAGGGUAUGUCAUCGUCGGCUUCUCAAAGUCCCGACAUCGCGUGCGCGAGCAUACCGAUCGAAUUGCUCAGGGCUGGCGCGCUCGACGUUAAAGAAGAACGAGAUCUCGUCGCCGCGGAAGAUCUCUCGUCGUCUCAGGAAGGGCCCACGAUCGGUAGCGGAGGCGGUGGUAACGGAAACAGUGUUGGUGGUGCCGGUGUUGGUGGUGCUGGUGGUGGUGUUGCUGGUGGUGGCGGCAACAACAGUGGUGGUGGUGGUAGUGGCAGUGGAGGCGGUGGUGGUGGAGGCGGUAGUGGUAGUACCGGCGGUGGCGGCGGCGGUGGUAGCAGCAGCAGCAGCAGCAGCACCAGCAGCACCAGCAGUACCAGCAGCGGUGGAGGUGCCAUCGGUGGUGGCGGUGACGGCGGCGGUGGUGGCGGCGGCGCCGUCGACAGCGGUGGUGGUGGUGCCGGUGGUGGUGGUAGACAGAUCCGGGCAAGCUAA
Polistes dominula (European paper wasp) is the source of this 2787-nucleotide messenger RNA. Its product is annotated as loricrin-like. Lineage: Eukaryota; Metazoa; Arthropoda; Insecta; Hymenoptera; Vespidae. The record is from RefSeq and is a predicted model, not a curated record.